Messenger RNA from Ipomoea triloba (trilobed morning glory), 2108 nucleotides. RefSeq names its product pentatricopeptide repeat-containing protein At1g08070, chloroplastic-like. The transcript has a single exon. NCBI's taxonomy places the organism in Eukaryota, Viridiplantae, Streptophyta, Magnoliopsida, Solanales, Convolvulaceae. The record is from RefSeq and is a predicted model, not a curated record. Gene Ontology annotation, biological process: RNA modification. Gene Ontology annotation, molecular function: protein binding; RNA binding; zinc ion binding. Bases 40 to 2079 code for a protein of 679 amino acids.
UAUCAUCUCCUACAUCUAACCUAAUAUCUAUUGGUUUUGAUGAAUCCGUUGUCAAAGAAUCAAUCUUUAUUCUCUAAUCAUCUGAUUCCCUUAUUGUCUACCAACAAUCCUCUCACACUCACACAGUUAAAGCAAAUCCAAUCACAAAUCCUCACCAAUGGAUGCCUCGAUUCUUCCGAGCUUCUCACCAGUUUCAUCUUUUCAUGUUAUCACUCUCGAAAACCAGAUUACGCGAAGCUCGUUUUGCAUAGUAUUCCGAGACCCGACCCAUUGUUAUGGAAUUCGAUGGUUCGAAUUUCACUUGAAUCCCAGGACUCCAAAGGCUUCUUGGAUUUCUAUCAUGGGCUGAGGUUUUAUGGUUUCUUCCCUAAUAAAAGUACCGCUUCUUUGAUUUUACGUUCAUGUGCUGGUUUUGGGGCGGCCCGGUUAGGGGAAUCGUUUCACUGUCAGAUAGUGAAGAUGGGUUUUCAAUUUGAUGUGAUUCUGCAGACUGGGUUGCUCGAUUUUUACGCCAAGAUUGGGGAUUUAAGGUCUGCUCAGAGGGUGUUUGGUGAAAUGCCUGAGAGAGAUGUCAUUGCAAAUAAUGUUAUGGUUUCGGCCUUGAGUAGGCAUGGGUUUGUUGAUGAGGCAAAGCAGCUGUUUGAUAGUAUGCCUGAGAGGAAUGCUUCGUCGUGGAAUUUGUUGAUCACUUGUUACUGCAAAGCUGGUAAUGUGGAAUUUGCUCGCUCUAUCUUUGAUCAGAAUCCAUCAAAAGAUGUGGUUUCGUGGAAUGCUAUGAUAGAUGGAUAUUGUAAGUCAGGGCAGUUGGUUUAUGCCGAGGAAUUGUUUAUAAAGUUGGGUUCCGCUAGAACUGCUGUGAGUUGGAAUACAAUGAUUGCUGGGUAUGUUCAGUGUAGGGAGUUUUUGAGAGCGAUAAAUGUGUUUCGGGAAAUGCUAGCUGAGAAUGUGCAACCAACUGCAGUGACAAUGAUCAGCUUGCUGUCUGCGUGUGCUCAUAUUGGAGCUUUAGAUAUGGGUGAAUGGGUUCAUGCCUACAUUAAAAAGAAGAGGUUUAAGGUUGAUGUUGUUUUAGGCAAUGCCCUCAUAGACAUGUAUUGCAAAUGUGGAAGGAUAGAAGCAGCUCUUGAUGUUUUUCAUGGCCUCCAUACGAAGAAUAUAUUUUGUUGGAAUUCCAUCAUUGUGGGUCUAGGAAUGUAUGGCUAUGGUAAUGAAGCUAUAGAGGCCUUUAACUCAAUGCAAAUGGAAGGUAUAAAACCUGAUGGGGUUACCUUUCUGGGACUUUUAUGUGCUUGUAGCCAUUCAGGUUUGAUUUCCGAAGGCAGAAGUUAUUUCUCUCAAAUGAAGAGUUUUUAUGGCAUUGAACCUGGAAUUGAACAUUACGGAUCGUUGGUUGACCUUUUGGGUCGAUCAGGGCUUCUUCAAGAAGCACUGGAACUCAUAAGGACCAUGCCUCUGAAGCCAAAUGUCGUUGUUUGGGGAAGCUUGCUCCGGGCAUGUCACGUUCACAAGGAUACCAAACUAGGCGAACAGGUUACUCAGCAUCUUUUGAACUUGGAUCCACAUGAUGGAGCAAACUAUGUGUUCUUGUCCAAUCUUUAUGCCUCUCUAAACCGAUGGAGUGAUGUUGAUAUGUGCCGGAAGUUAAUGAAUGAGAGGGGAGUUUCCAAAACGCCUGGAUGCAGUUCAAUUGAAGUGGAAAAUAUACUACAUGAAUUUGUUGCUGGUGACACUUCACAUCCUCAGUUCCCUGAAAUUAAUGCAUUCCUGGAUAAGAUUGCCAAGGAUCUGCAGGCUAAUGGUUAUGAACCCGAUACAUCUUCGGUGCUGCAUGACAUUGAGGAUGAAGAGAAGGAGAGUAUAGUUAGAUACCACAGCGAGAGAAUUGCUGUUGCUUUUGGUCUGAUGAACACGCCACCUGGAAAAAUAAUCCGGAUUGUUAAGAACCUAAGAACGUGUAAUGAUUGUCAUUCAGCCAUGAAGUUUAUUUCAAAAGUAUACAAGAGAGAGAUAGUCGUGAGAGAUAGGAAUAGGUUUCAUCACUUCAGGGACGGGCAUUGCUCUUGCAAGGACUAUUGGUGAUUAAUCAGGGAGUGUCAUCCUGAAUGCUG